Messenger RNA from Daphnia pulex (common water flea), 2156 nucleotides. RefSeq names its product F-box only protein 21-like. Bases 125 to 1975 code for a protein of 616 amino acids. Gene Ontology annotation, molecular function: DNA binding; protein binding. The transcript is spliced from 8 exons. The record is from RefSeq and is a predicted model, not a curated record. Lineage: Eukaryota; Metazoa; Arthropoda; Branchiopoda; Diplostraca; Daphniidae.
UUUAUCAGUAGUUAAAUUUCUAAACCGAUCGAAUGUUCGUCCGUUUCGUACUUUGAAAUUUGAACGUACACAUUAAACAGGCAUUGUGUAUUUCAGGUCGAAAAAUAGAUUCAGAUUUAAAAAAAUGAGUCUUCUUUCUUUGCCUAACGAAGUUUUAAUAUGUUACAUAUUUUCACUGGAUACUAUUUCCAUAUCUGACUUGCAAAGUCUUAUGGUUUCAUGUCGGCCUUUAUACAAUAUUAUUCGAGAAUCAGAUGAGCUAUGGAGGCUCAAGUUCAUUCAAAGGUGGGGCAAUUUUCUUUCGCAGACUCCCAAUUGCUAUGAAAAUGUUUGGUUUGAGUGGACAACUAUGAGAUUAAAGAAAGCAAAAGAAGUUCAAAAAGCUGUUCAAAACAUGUCCUCUGUAGCUUAUCCAUUGGGUCAAUCUCCCCUCAUUGUGAUCAACAAGUUGAUUGCGGAGUCAUAUCCCAUUCCCAUUUCUGAAUAUGUCCAGAAUGAACUUGAAGAAAUCAUCUAUGACAAGAAAAUAAGACAAAAUAAAACCACACUUCACUAUGCCAAAGAUGUAUUAGUCAAAGUGAGGAUGUCUAUACUGGACAAAAAGUGGAGAGAUUUUAUGGCCCAACCAGAAUCUCGAAAGUCUCUGUUUGAGGGAGUUGCACUUCUUUCACAGUGGUCAACAUUGGGACAUGGAAAAGGACAAACUUGUUUGAAAGACCUGGAAAGCUCAGUUGAAAAAAUAACUGAUAGAGUGAAACAACUGCUGGAAUUGGAAGUGGGAAAAGUAUCAUGUGCUAGCACUGAUGAUCCAAAGAAGAAAAAUCUUAAAAUUUUGGAUUCCAUAAACCAAGUUAUGUUCAAUGAAUUGGGUUUUAAAAAAUUUCCAGAUUUUUAUACUGAUCGCAGACUCUAUAGUAAUUUUCAACAGGCGUUUGAAAGAAAGGAAGGUUGUCCAGCAGUUUUGUGUGCCAUCUAUCAGGAAGUGGCUUGGAAAAUGGGCAUUCUUUGUGAGGCGGUUUAUUGUAACAAGAAUGAUAGAGAAAAUAAUCUCCCGAAUUUCAUUAUUAUGAACCGUCCUCUUCUUCUUCUUAGAUGGAAGGAUUCAGCCGGGUCAGAGGACGAUAGUAUUUAUAUUGACGUCUUUCGUGGAGGGUAUUUAAACCAGUCAAGUUUGUAUCCAUCCCUCAGAGAACAACCAGCAGUGUCAGUCGACUCGGUUUUGUUUAGAAUGCAAGAAGUUUUAACGUAUUUUAGAAGGCACCAAUAUGAUGAAAUAUAUGGGCUGGAAAGGAUGAGAGACAAUUUGUCAUUCUAUGUACGAUUGGGGUGCUCCAUGUCGCCCCAAGACCCAAACAGAAUCACGCGCUACGCAGAACACUGUAUCCGUUUGGGCAUCCAAUUAGACGAUGCAAUCCAACUACUUCAAAAUUAUUUUCAGUCUCCAGAAUUUAAACCUUUUAUUGGUUAUUAUUCUCGGAGUCCAUCGAAAAUGUUAGAGGAAUGUAUCAGUAAGCUCAACGAACAAAAAGCUGAAAUCGCUGCAGCGAAAACUGUUCAUCAUCGGCCGUCCUCGUUAAAAUUUUCAGUUGGUCUCGUUGUGAUUUGCAAUUACAAAAAAUGGGGAAGAAACUGUAGGAAGCCUUGCGUUAUUGUGUCUUGGAAUGUGAAGUUUCAAGAAUCGAAUGAAUGGAAAUCCAAGGCGACAAGCUAUUCCUUUAGUAAUAAUUCGGACGAAGAAAGCCAAGAUCAGCCGCACUAUCAUAUCUUGAUGGUUGAUAGUGAUGAAUCUAACCCCCAUUUUCAAUUAAACGUUCCUGAAGAAACCUUGGAGCUCCUUCCUGCGGCUGUUCCCAUCGAGCAUGAUAAAAUUUGGGUUCAUUUUGAGAGAUUCGACGGCCGUAGGUACUUGCCGAAUGCGGAGAAAAGAGCCCAGUUUCCCGAGGAUGAAGCAGUCACCUUAUCAUUGAUUGGAUAACUCAAACUGGUCAAUAUUUCUUUCUUUUUUUUAAUGGGUUUUACGGACUGUUCACUUUUAUUUCUUGAUUUUUUUCUCUUAUAACUUGGAAGCUUCUUUUUGUUGUGAAAGUUGAACGUCGUCGGCUUGAAAGUUCCGUAAAACUUAAAUUCCGUUAAAUUAAACUUUUUGUGUCGAAGAA